AUGCGCAUGUUAUAUAAGCAAUUAUUUGUGAAUUUCGUUCUUGUUACCAUCUUAGUUGGACUUGCAUCGAGCUAUCCACCAGAAGAAAACCUUAUUCAUAAAAGACAAGAUGCGACUUCAACUUC
Molecule: messenger RNA, 125 nt
Organism: Acaulospora morrowiae
Lineage: Eukaryota; Fungi; Glomeromycota; Glomeromycetes; Diversisporales; Acaulosporaceae
Source: the annotation of a GenBank genome assembly